Beta vulgaris subsp. vulgaris (sugar beet) is the source of this 2576-nucleotide messenger RNA. Its product is annotated as ABC transporter F family member 4. The transcript has 2 exons. Gene Ontology annotation, molecular function: ATP binding; ATP hydrolysis activity. Bases 243 to 2396 code for a protein of 717 amino acids. NCBI's taxonomy places the organism in Eukaryota, Viridiplantae, Streptophyta, Magnoliopsida, Caryophyllales, Amaranthaceae. The record is from RefSeq and is a predicted model, not a curated record.
UCAUAAAAUCAAAAUCCAGGCAGUCCACACGACCACACGCACCCCAGUUUUAGGGCUAACAAUCAACACCACCGCAAGGCGCAAGAGCAGCCGUCCACCUCCUUUCAUCUCCAUUUUAUUUUCUCUCUCCUCUCUAAUCGCACAACAACUUCAGUCACUAGUCAAUUGUAAAGGCGGCAAUUUUAUCAUCUUAUUUCUUCUUCUAACUUCUAAGCUAUUUGGUUGUUUAGUUAGCUAUUGCAAUGGGUAAGAAGAAGUCCGAUGAAGCAAGCACAAAAGAAGCACCUAAAGCUGGAAAGAAGCUCUCAGUUUCAGCAGUGCUGGCUAGCAUGGAGUCAAAUCCUGAUAAACCAAAUAAGACAUCUACCUCUAAUAAGCCCAAGCCAAAAGCAGCUCCUAAAGUUUCAUCCUACACUGAUGGGAUAGAUCUCCCUCCCUCUGAUGAUGAAGAGGGUGAUUAUGUUUCUGAUGGAGAGGAGGAGCAGGAUCUUGUCUUAAAACGUCUAAACUUGCAGGCGGAAGCAGAGGCAAAAUUGCGGGAAAGUAUUGUGACUGAUAAAGAGAUUAAAAAACGAGAAAAGAAAGAAAUGAUGGCAUUCCAGGCUGCUGAGUUGGCCAAACAGGAAGCUCUAAAGGAUGAUCAUGAUGCUUUCACUGUUGUCAUUGGUAGUCGUGCUUCUGUUCUUGAUGGGGGAGAUGAGGCUGAUGCUAAUGUUAAGGAUAUAACAGUGGAUAAUUUUUCAGUGUCAGCUCGAGGAAAGGAGCUUCUAAAGAACACAACUGUAAAGAUAUCUCAUGGGAAAAGGUAUGGUCUGGUUGGACCAAAUGGAACGGGGAAGUCCACACUUUUGAAGCUUCUCGCUUGGAGAAAGAUUCCGGUGCCCAAAAAUAUUGAUGUACUUUUGGUUGAACAAGAAAUAGUCGGGGAUGACAGAAGUGCACUUGAGGCAGUUGUUUCAGCUAACGAAGAGCUGGUGAAGCUCCGAGAAGAGGUCGCGACUCUCCAAAAUAUAUCUUCUGCUGGUGAUGCUGAAAAUUUGGAUGGAGAUGAAUCUGGAGAGAGGCUUGCUGAGUUAUACGAGAAGCUUCAGUUGCUUGGGGCAGAUUCUGCUGAAGCUCAGGCAUCUAAGAUACUUGCUGGUCUUGGUUUCACCAAGGAUAUGCAGGUUCGUCCUACUAAGUCAUUUAGUGGUGGAUGGAGAAUGAGGAUCUCACUGGCGAGGGCACUUUUUAUACAGCCUACACUUCUGUUACUUGAUGAACCCACCAAUCAUUUAGACCUUAGAGCUGUUCUUUGGCUAGAGGAGUAUCUAUGCCGAUGGAAAAAAACUCUUAUUGUUGUCUCCCAUGACAGGGAUUUCCUCAAUACAGUUUGCAAUGAGAUCAUACAUCUUCAUGAUAUGAAGCUUCACAUGUACCGUGGAAAUUUUGACGACUUUGAGAGUGGCUAUGAACAGCGUCGUAAAGAGAAGAAUAAAGAAUUUGAAAAGUACGACAAGCAAUUGAAAGCUGCAAAAAGAUCAGGCAAUCAGGUUCAGCAAAAGAAGGUGCAGGAGAAGGCCAAGUUUACACAGGAAAAAAAAGCGUCUAAAAGCAAGGGUAAGGGAAAAAUUGAUGAAGAUGAGCCACUGGCAGAGGCGCCAAGGAAAUGGAGAGAUUACACUGUGGAGUUUCACUUCCCCGAGCCUACUGAACUUACUCCUCCCCUUCUGCAGCUUAUUGAAGUUAGCUUCAGUUAUCCGAAUCGACCUGAUUUUAGGUUAUCUGAUGUUGAUGUUGGGAUUGAUAUGGGAACCCGUGUUGCUAUUGUUGGACCCAAUGGAGCUGGGAAAUCUACUCUGCUCAAUCUCCUUGCUGGGGACCUGUAUCCAACUGAGGGGGAGGCUAGGAAGAGCCAAAAGCUAAGGAUUGGGAGAUACUCACAGCACUUUGUAGAUCUGUUGACAAUGAAUGAAACACCAGUUCAGUAUCUUCUUCGUCUCCAUCCAGAUCAAGAAGGAAUGAGUAAGCAAGAGGCUGUCAGGGCAAAGUUGGGCAAGUUUGGGCUCCCUAGUCAUAAUCAUCUGACCCCAAUUACCAAAUUAUCUGGGGGUCAGAAAGCUCGAGUGGUAUUUACUUCAAUCGCAAUGUCCAAGCCACAUAUUUUAUUGUUGGAUGAACCUACAAAUCAUUUAGACAUGCAGAGUAUUGAUGCGUUGGCAGAUGCGCUGGAUGAGUUCACAGGUGGAGUUGUUCUUGUUAGUCAUGAUUCUCGGCUGAUUUCGCGUGUGUGUGAGGAGGAGGAGAGGAGUCAAAUCUGGGUGGUCGACAAUGGGACCGUGAGAACCUUCCCAGGUACUUUCGAGGAGUAUAAGGAUGACCUCCAAAAAGAGAUCAAGGCUGAAGUGGAUGAUUGAUAUACAUGCAUUGAUUUCCUUGUAUAGGUAUAUGUUACCUGAAGUUUCUGUUAGAUUUCUUCCUCCUUUUAACCCCAAUCCAAUUUUUGCCAUUUUGAUUGAGCACUAUAUAAGGAUAUGACUACUACUGUUAUGAUUUUUACUGAGUGUAAUCAUAUUUACUGUGGAAUUUCCCUUCCA